AUGUGCAAUACUGCAUCUACACUGCUAUUGAAGAAGCAGUUAUGUGGGUUCUCUGCUGGAUUAGUUGACGAUGAAAAUAUUUUCAAGUGGCAGGUGCUAAUUAUGGGACCCCCGGACACUUUAUAUGAGGGUGGCUACUUCCGCGCCGAGCUUGAUUUCCCUCAAGAUUACCCCAAUCGUCCUCCCAAAAUGAGGUUUGUGACAGAGAUCUGGCAUCCCAAUAUUGCUCCGAACGGUGAUGUAUGCAUCUCUAUCCUACAUGAGCCUGGAGAAGACAGAUGGGGCUACGAGAGGCCGGACGAGCGGUGGCUCCCAGUUCAUACGGUCGAAACCAUAAUCACAUCUGUCAUAUCGAUGUUAGCUGAACCCAACCCAGAUAGUCCUGCUAAUGUCGACGCAGCCAAGGAAUUCCGGGAAGAUUUCAACGAAUUCAAACGAAAAGUGUGCAGAUGCGUUCGCAAGAGUCAAGAACACUUCGAGUAA
Molecule: messenger RNA, 483 nt
Organism: Echinostoma caproni
Lineage: Eukaryota; Metazoa; Platyhelminthes; Trematoda; Plagiorchiida; Echinostomatidae
Source: the annotation of a GenBank genome assembly